Molecule: messenger RNA, 1901 nt
Organism: Anarrhichthys ocellatus (wolf-eel)
Lineage: Eukaryota; Metazoa; Chordata; Actinopteri; Perciformes; Anarhichadidae
Product: SUMO-conjugating enzyme UBC9-like
Exons: 7
Coding region: 364-840 (158 amino acids)
Source: RefSeq, a predicted model, not a curated record
UGAAGGUCCUGACGAAAUAAACAAAUUGGGGUCCUUUCUUGCGAUAGGCUAGCUGUCGAAACGGUGUCGCGAGUCACAUUGUUUUACACAUCUGUGGUAAAUUGUCAAAAAUAACACCAAUAUAUGUCGAUGAGGUUGUUUGGGGGAAUGUUGGUAACAUCUAAGUUUCUUUCGGUUUGGUCCUUUACGUCCUAACUGGCCCACUAGGUUUGUUUUUGAACGUCGAAGGGUGUGUUUUUUUUUUUUUUUUCGGCCGCCGUUAACGCAGCAGUAACGUUAGCUAGUUACGCUAACGUUCUCAAACCCACGUCAUUUUAGUGUUUAACGUUAAAUAAAACAAGAGGGAGGCGUUGAUGAGCAGCAAUGUCUGGCAUCGCUCUUAGCAGACUGUCUCAGGAGCGCAAAGCCUGGAGGAAAGACCACCCGUUUGGUUUUGUUGCUGUGCCCACUAAGAAUCCCGAUGGAACCAUGAAUCUGAUGAACUGGGAGUGUGCGAUUCCAGGGAAGAAAGGAACCUUGUGGGAGGGAGGACUCUAUAAACUCAGAAUGCUGUUCAAAGAUGACUACCCCUCCUCACCACCAAAAUGCAAGUUUGAGCCACCGAUAUUCCACCCAAAUGUUUACCCAUCUGGCACCGUUUGUCUGUCCAUCCUGGAGGAGGACAAGGACUGGAGGCCCGCCAUCACCAUCAAACAGAUCCUGUUGGGAAUCCAGGAGCUGCUGAACGAGCCCAACAUUCAAGACCCCGCACAAGCAGAAGCUUACACAAUUUACUGUCAGAACAGGAUGGAUUAUGAGAAGCGGGUAAGAGCACAGGCCAAGAAGUUUGCCCCCACAUAGAGCGGCGCGCCGGGCCCGAUCCCGCCGGAGGAGCCUCGGCCGAUGGAGGUUACAAACAGCACCUGACGGACCACUCCAAUAAGAAUCCACAUUUAUUGUCAAACUAUUACGCAGGUGGCAAGAGAGCCUGUUUCUCUUUUCUUCCUUUCUUUUUCUAAAACGACAGAAGUUCAGUAAGAUCCCAAUUAGAUCUUCUUCAAGAAAUAUUUCUGCAUUUUUGAAUGCGUAGCUGAUGCUCAUUCACGCCUCCAUUAAUACCGUAAGUCAUAGUGGUCUUCUCAACAGAGCUGUAGAAAUACCAUGUCCAAACCACUCUGUGUGUAGUUCAGCCUGUGGCAGAGGAUUUUCUUUAUUCUUUAAACUUCCAUUUUUUUUUGUUUUUCUUUAUCAAACCCAGAAGUAUUGUAGAUAGUUCAUGAUUAGCGGCAUGAAGUGAGAUUAAGCAGUCGGAUGCACAGCGGAGGUCACUCCUCCCGUUGUGCUGCUGAUCCUCUUGUUUCAUUGCUGCCACACAUCCCUCACAUCUCGGAUUUCCCAGAAAAGCAUCAGAAGAAUCCAUUAAAUUUAGGUCGAAGACGAUCCCGGCACUUGUAUAUUGGUUGUAAGCUAAACUCUGGCAGUUAUUAUGUUGGCAGGAAGUGAUGCUCUGUCCACCUCGCAGAAUGGGACGAGUGACCGGAGGAAAGUGUGUCCGGGCAUUUCUUCCACCGAGGAGUUAAAACGAUCUUUUAUUGCAGCGGAGCUUAAGAGGACAUUAGUUUUCAGAUUCUCUUUUUUGGUGAAUCCACCUGGGACUGAAACUUAUUUGUCAGACACGGUGUCGAACUUCACACACACUGAACUCUAGUUUGUCUUCUGCUUCCCAAACAGCUGCAGGAUGAGAUGAGACGUGGCCUUGUAAAAGUACCAACAACUUGUUGCUGUAUGUGUUCGUUUCGCCUCUUGAUUGGUUAUAAAUAGCAUACCAUCGCUUCGGUUAGUUUCUCCCACAAUGCUCACAACAAGGAACACAAACCUGUAUGAACCAAAGCGCUAUUACAUCUUGAAGUCCAUCUGGUAAA